This is a messenger RNA of Symbiodinium sp. CCMP2456, 456 nucleotides long. Lineage: Eukaryota; Dinophyceae; Suessiales; Symbiodiniaceae. The record is from the annotation of a GenBank genome assembly.
GUCUUGGAAUCCUUGCCGAAAGUCGAGGAAAUGCCAGGGAGGCGCCUUGCCAAGCGCGUGCUGCUCUUGGAUGGACGCAUCCUGCUGGCCGAGGAGGUGCUGGGAGAGCUCGAUGCGGCCGGCACAGGCAGCUUGCGGCUGCAGUUGAUCUGGCAAAACCGGCAGGUUCUUCGCACGGACCCGGGGCCCUUCGAGGAGGAUGGCCCGAGGCCUUUGAUCCUCCACCUGGCCAUUUGUGGGGCUCGCUGCGUUGGAAAGACAUCGCUGCUCCAGCGCUACACCAACACGGAGGCCACGCACAUCGGCCUGGACUUCAAGCGGGUCCACCUACUCGUCGAUGGUGACGUCCUCGUCCGUCUGUACCUCUGGGAUUCCGGGUUCAACAGGAUGAGGCGGAAGGACCCUGCGCAGGGGCUCUUUCUCUUCGACCUGACCGACCGGAGCUCCUUUGAUCAG